Habropoda laboriosa is the source of this 1104-nucleotide messenger RNA. RefSeq lists its product as uncharacterized. Lineage: Eukaryota; Metazoa; Arthropoda; Insecta; Hymenoptera; Apidae. Bases 58 to 1104 code for a protein of 348 amino acids. The transcript has 9 exons. The record is from RefSeq and is a predicted model, not a curated record.
UUCGUCCGGUGUCUAUGGUAGAGUGAUCUUGCGGCAAGAAGUGUUGGAAAAACGACAAUGUGGAGGAUUCUUGGAAGAAGAAGAACGUUCAGACUGUGUGCUUUAUUACUGGUAUGUCGGUUCGAUUUGUCCAUUGGUCUACCGACGGAACAACCAACGAGGUUCACGUUAAGCACCGGUGACAGAAAUUUGGAGAACAUGGCUGUCGGGGCGGAGUCCAGAUUCGCGCAAGGUCGAGCGUUCGUAGCAAUGGUAGUUGUAAUAGAGAGGGUUAAAGCUGGUUGCACUGAGAAAUUUGGGGAAAAGUUUGGUGUAAAAUUGUGUGCAGGUAGAGAAAGGAAUCAAGCUCAGAAUGGUGGACAGGUAAAAACCAAUCUGAUCCAGAAUAGUAGGCAGGUAAAAGAAAAAUCUAAUCCAGAAUGGUGCACAGAAUGGUGGGCAGAAUGGUGGGCAGAUUACAAGAAAAAUUUGUAUCCAAAAUGGUGGGCAGGUGAAACAAUAGCUCUAGACCAGUAUGGUGGACGAAUAAAAAAUAAUCUGGUGCAGAAUGCUGGGCAGGAAUUGUUAGGCGGUAUCGCGGACGCGCUAAGAAUCGGCACAGGGAGGCUCGUGAAUUCCGUCACGUUGACCAGAAACAUCAUAGCCGACCGGGCGGAGUCAUUGGCCAGUGAAUCGAGGAACAAUCCAACCAUAGUGACGAUAGGAAAAUCGGUAGCCUUCAACGAGGGUGAAAUCCAGGUGGAAACGACCACCCAGUAUCCACCAGUGACGAACACUCACGCGACGGCGCGUGAAACGGUUCGACUGGAGAACGAAACAGGUCAAAGUUUACUGGAGAAACCAUUCUCCAAGCCAAUCACAGGUGUUCUAGAAUCGUUCCUGAGCCCAACUCCGUUGGUGGACGGUAUCAAGGAGCAAGAGAAGUAUGGAAACUCGGGGGAUAAGUUUAUCGGGAUCGGCAGAGCUCUGGUCAGCAGUUUCGAAGGAUUCAGCAAUUUCUUGAACGCAAUCAUCGACUUCCCACGCAACGCUGCGAAGAAGACCUCGAGAGGAAUCACAGAGGCGCUGAAUCACGUUGGAGCUCGGUUAAUCGGUCUCGAAUGA